AUGGGCGGCCCGCGGGAGACGCUCGGCGACCCGGGCCGCCACGAGCUGCUCCGGGGCCUGGAGCGGCUGGACGACCUGCAGAGCCUGGCGCGCUGCGGCCGCGCGAAGCGCGUGGACCACGCCGAGCGGCGCAAGGUCGAGGGCAACGCCGCCUUCAAAUCCAAAGACUUCGACGGCGCCAUCCUGGCCUACCUCGACGCCAUCUGGCUGCUCCGGCCGGCGCCCGAGCCCGACGACAUGCCGCUCGCGUCGGGCUGCGUGCCCCGCGGCGACCUCGCCGCCGGGCUCCUGGGCCCCAAGGGCGAGGCGGCGACCAUGGGCCUCGGCGACGGCGCGCUCGACGGCCGCGCGGCGGCCCUCGUGCGGUCGCUCCACGGCAACCUCGCCAACGCCGCGCUCCGGGUCGACGACUACGCCCUGGCCCGCGCCGCGUCGGAGAAGGUCUGGUUCGCCGAGGGCUGCCCGCCGCGGGACCGGCACAAGGCGCAGCUCCGCAACGCGCGCGCGCUCAUGGGCCUCGACGAGGACGCCAAGGCCUCGGGGUCCCUGGGCGUGCUCUGCACGAAGAGGGACCUCGACCCCGCCGUCCGCCGCGAGGCGAAGGCGCUGCUGCGGGAGCUGAAGCACCGCAAGGAGCUCGGCCGCGCGUCGACGUGGUCGUCGAUCAUGAACACGACCAAGUCCGUGCGGGAGAAGGAGAAGAUCGCCAACGAGGUGAAGAACGACCCGAAGAUGGCCGAGGCCCAGAAGAUGAUGAUGAAGAUGCCCGCGCCGAACAAGGUCGACAUCCAGAAGCCGCAGCGGCUCAACUUCGUGUCCAUGGCGAAGAAGGAGUGGACGAAGAAGACCUUCUACUACACGGCCGCGGAGGUCGCCGCGCGCAAGCAGGAGAAGUGGAUCCGGCGGCUCCACCCCGAGGACGGCGACCCCUACGUCUUCGACUACGACGGCACGAAGGAGACCAAAAAGAACGCGCGCGACUCCAUCCUGAAGCUCGAGCAGGACGAGAAGGAGGAGCAGGAGUACAGCUACCACGACCCCCUCUGGCACCUCGGCUACCACGCGCGGCUCCAGCUCAAGGAGAUGGACAGACGGUUCAAGGCCGACGGCGGCGACGCGCAGCGCAUCCAGGACGCGUACCACUACUUCAAGGCCGAGCAGAUCCGCAAGGAGAUGGCCCUGCUGACGCCCGAGGAGAAGGACCGCUGCGACGCCGUCGCCGCGCUCGAGGUCGAGCUCACGGACGCGGAGGUCGACGAGAUCUGGGUCGAGGUCCGCGGCGACGUCGUCGCGAGGGAGACCGCGCGGUCGUUCCCGCAGGAGCGGCAGGUCGCGCUGCUCAAGGCGCAGCGGGAGGCCUUCUGGGCCUGCGAGGCCGAGGGCGCCCUCGGCGAGCGGCGCAAGCUCAUCCGCUUCGAGCACAUGGCGCGCGCGUUGCACCCGAACGAGAACCAGCAGGAGCGGAUCAACUACAAGGCGUCGGUCAUGGCGACGACGGGCCGGAUCAAGGAGGAGGAGAUCCGCGCCUACAUCAACUCGGAGAUGCGCGUGCUCCUGGCGCCGGCCUUCGUCGGCACGGGCGGCCUGAGCCGCCGGCCGCCCGCGCCGCCGGACGACGGCGGCGACGACGCGCUCGCAAUCGAGGACGCGGCGCCGGCGACCGCGUCGCCCCUCGCGACGGGCUUCUUCAAGCCCGCGCCGCCCGCGGCGAUCAAGCCCAAGGCCAAGCCCCUCAAGCUCAAGGGCGGCUUCUUCGCCUCCGACAAGGCCCGGGCGUCGGGCGUGCUCGGCGCCGGCGAAAGGCCGCGCGACGCGGCGCCGGCCAUGCCCCGCGGCUUCGGCCAGCCCCGCGCAGAGGACAAGGACAACGAGUCCGCCGUGCGCUUCGCGUCCGAGAUCCAGACCAUGCGCGACGCCGGCGUCGACGAGAAGGCCAUCGAGGCCCGCCUCGCGACGAACUUCGAGGCCAACGCGAGCCCCCUGCAGAAGAAGGCCGCCGAGUACGGCAAGAAGCUCGCGGACCAGGGCCACACCGAGGACUACGUCCGCGAGAAGAUGUUCGCCUACAUCGCCAACGGCGGUUACAACCUCAAGACCGGUACGCGGCCUCGACCACCGUUCACGAUGGCCUGCCUCGUGGCGCCGUCCGUCGUCGACGAGGCCAAGGGCCUCGCGGCCCGGGGCUGCGUCGUCGAGGCCGCGGCGUCGCUGCUGGCGUCGUCGGGCUGCGACGGCGGCGCCACGGACGCGUCGGGCCUCCUGAGCACCCUGCUCGCGCGCUGCCGCGCCGAGCCCUACGCCUGCCUCGGGCUCGCCAAGCCCACGGACGACGCGUCCGUCAAGGCGGCCUACCGCGAGCGGGCGCUCGCCUACCACCCGGACAAGAACGACUACGACUCGACGGCCCUCUUCCAGUCCCUCGGCGAGGCGAACGAUAAACUCAAGACCGCGACGGCGCGCAAGGACUGGGAGGCGGAGCGCCGCGAGGCCCGCGAGGCGAAGCGCGGCGACGCCGCCGCGCCCGCGAAGGAGCCCUCGCCGCCGAAGCCAAACGACGAGAAGACGCAGUGGAAGGCCAUGGUCGCGUCGACGAUCGACGGCUUCGUCGCCGAGGACGCCGGGCGGCGGCGCGCCGUCGAGAACGCGGACCGCGCGGAGCGGCACCGGCGCGCGUCCAACGCCGCGGCGACGAAGCGCCGCGUCGACGCGGACCUCGCGGCGCAGAAGAAGAACCGGGACAGCCACCGCGCGUGGCUCCGGGGCCAGCGCGAGGCGCGCGAAAAGUCCUUCUCGUUGGCCGCGGACAAGUACCGCGCGCUCGGCGGCGGCCGGCCGCCGGCGAAGGCCUCGCCCCGCGACGACGCCAAGGCCUCGCCCCGCGACGGCGCGAAGGCCUCGCCCCGCGACGACGCCGCGGACCCGCGGCGGCCGCGGCCUCUCGUCGAGCUCGUCGUCGCGGCCUUUGCGCGCGCGCCGCUGGGCCUGACCCUCGAGCGCCAGGUCGCCCCCGACGGCGACGAGCAGACCGUCGUCCUCGCCUGCGUCGACGACGGCGGCGGGCCGGGCGCCGCGGAGCGACUCGGGGUGCGGCCCGGCGACGUCCUCGUCGCCGUCAACGACGCGGACGCGCGCGGCUACUCCUUCAAGAAGGCGACGGCCAUGAUCGGCGGCGCGCCCUGGCCCCGCGUGCUCAAAUUCCAGCGCCGGCGCAAGCGCGCGCCGACCGCGGCGCGCGCCGCCGACGACGUAAACUUGCGGCGCAUGACCCACCUGCUGCGGCGGCCCGUGGCGACCUACGCCUUCGACGACCUGCGGGUCCUCGCGGGGCCGUCGGCGGCGGACGACGUCGACAUGCUGCGCCGCGACGUGCACCUCCGGCGGACAGCGGCGGAGCUCUUCAAGCUGCUCGACGUGUCCGGCGACGCGCUGCGCCAGCGCGACGCGAAGAAGGGCGCGGCGAGCCCGACGUCGGUCCAGGACACGCCGUCGCCGAGCCCGUCGCCGGAGCUCGACGGCGCCUCGCCCGGGGGCCUCCCCGCGAGCUCGCCCGCGAGCCCGCGGUCGCCCGCGAAGAAGAAGAAGCGGCGGCCCGCGGCGGCGUCGCGCGCGGAGCGCGCGCUCGCGCUCCUGCCGACGGCGCGCUCCGAGUACGCCGCGUCGCUCUCCGACUUCGCCGAGAAGCGCGGCUUCGACUACCGCUACGUGCCCCUCCUGCGGCGCGUCGCCAUGUGCGCGGCGGCCAAGUGCGCGCGGUCGCCGGCCGCGCGCGACGCCCUCACGGAUUUGGUGCUCAAGGAGGCGCCCCUCGCCGUCGUCAAGGCGCUCUCCGUCGCCGCCGCGCACGGCCUGAGCCCGCGGUGCUGGGCGCCCGCGCCGCCGCGGGACCGCGUGCCCCGCCUCGACGCGGACAUGGACACGGACGGCCUCCGGCAGUGGUUCGUGGACCGCCACGAGCCCUGCGUGCUCGCGGGCUGGGCGCGCGGCGGCCGGCCCUUCGCGGCGGCGGCGCGGGCCUUUGGCGACGACGCCGUGCUCGCGUCGCUCGACGGCGACGCGCUCGUGCCCGCGCGGACGGCGUUCGUCGACCGGGCCGACGGGCGCCUCUUCGCGUCCGCGGCGACGUGCGCGCGGCCCCUGCGGCGCGCGCUCGAGCGGCGCGCGGCCGGCGACCUCUACGCGGCGCGGCUGCCGGUCCGGUCCGCGCUCCCCGCCGCGUCGGCGACGCUGCUGGACCCGUCGCGCGACGAGGCGCCGCCGGCCGUCUUCGGCGCCUGCUUCGGGCCGCCGCACCCCGAGGGCUGCUUCGCGUACGUCGCGCCCGCGCGCGCGGCGACGGCGCCGCACUACGACGCCAUGGAGCAGCUCCUGCUCGUCGCCCGGGGCACGAAGACGCUGCGCCUGGCGUGCCCGCGCGACGCGUCGAGGCUCGACCUCGGCAACGCGCCGCUCUUCAACAAGUGCCGCCUCGACGCCGCGGGCGGGUCCGUCUUCGCGGCGCUGGACGCCGCGGCGAACCCCGUCGACGUCACGCUAAACGCGGGCGACCUCCUCUACCUGCCGGCGUUCUGGUGGCACGCGGUCCGCUCCGACGACGCGUCCACGACGCUCAACUACUGGUUCGCGCUCCACCCGGACAAGGCCGCGGACGCGUAG
Aureococcus anophagefferens is the source of this 4653-nucleotide messenger RNA. RefSeq lists its product as hypothetical. The transcript has 5 exons. The record is from RefSeq and is a predicted model, not a curated record. NCBI's taxonomy places the organism in Eukaryota, Pelagophyceae, Pelagomonadales, Pelagomonadaceae. Gene Ontology annotation, molecular function: 2-oxoglutarate-dependent dioxygenase activity; protein binding. The coding region runs from base 1 to 4653 and encodes 1550 amino acids.